Messenger RNA from Aquila chrysaetos chrysaetos, 1315 nucleotides. It is a transcript of the gene DNAJC17, whose product is annotated as DnaJ heat shock protein family (Hsp40) member C17. The record is from RefSeq and is a predicted model, not a curated record. Gene Ontology annotation, cellular component: spliceosomal complex. Lineage: Eukaryota; Metazoa; Chordata; Aves; Accipitriformes; Accipitridae. Gene Ontology annotation, molecular function: RNA binding. The coding region runs from base 61 to 981 and encodes 306 amino acids. The transcript is spliced from 10 exons. Gene Ontology annotation, biological process: spliceosomal complex disassembly.
GACUCCAUUUCCCGGCGGGCGGCGCGGAGGGUGGUGGGGGGGAAGGCGGUCAGCGCCGAGAUGGCGGUUGAUAAGGAUCUGCUGCAGCUGGACCUGUACGGCUUGUUGGGGGUCGGCGAGAAGGCGUCGGAGAAGGAGGUUAAGAAAGCAUACCGGCAGAAGGCCCUGACUUGUCACCCAGAUAAGAACCCAGAUGAUCCCAGAGCAGGUGAGAUGGGGCUGUGUGGACACAGACAACUCUUCAUGUUUGUUUUCACAUGUGCAGACUCCUCGAAGUGGCUCUGCUUAACUUCAGGUCUCUUCCAUAAGGGAUUGUCUUUUCUGGUGCAUCUCCAGGCCACUAGAAUGGUUUUCUGCAUCUUACCCUUUUUUCUUCUAAUUCCCAGCGGAAGUCUUCCACCAACUGUCUCAGGCCUUAGCCGUGCUAACAGAUGCAGCAGCAAGGAUCUUGAAGCCAGAGAACGAGAAGCCCAGACUCGUGAGAGUGAAGAGGAGGAGAUCAGGAUAACGAGAUCAUUAGAACAAGAAAUAAUACGCCUACGUGAAGAAGGCUCUCGUCAGCUUGAGGAGCAGCAGAGACUCAUUCAAGAACAGAUCCGGCUUGAAAGAGAGCAGCACAUCCAAGGCAAGCAAGAAAGAAAUGGAGCAGAAGGCAAAAUAACUCCUAAACUCAAACUAAAAUGGAAAUGCAGGAAAGAAGAUGAGACAAGAGGAGGAUACUCAAAAGAUGUUCUGUUGCAGAUCCUGCAAAAGUAUGGCGAUGUGCUUAAUUUGUUGAUCUCAAGUAGGAAGACUGGGAGUGCAGUUGUGGAAUUUGCUACAGUUAAGGCUGCUGAGAUGGCUGUGAAGAAUGAAGUUGGCCUGAUAAAUAACCCUCUAAAGAUUUCCUGGCUGGAGGGCCAGCCCCAGAACAAUCCCAGCACUGUCCUUUCUGACAGCACUAGUCAGCCUAGGACUUCACAGGAUCUUUUGCCUGAGUAGCAGCACACUGAGAACACAAGCUAUUUGGAUGACUGGAUCUUCACACAAUCUGACUCUCUCUCUUCCAAGUGAAAAAUAAGGAUGUUCCUUGCUCAGCCCAAAGCCUCUAAUGCCAUUCUUCUGGAAUUUUUUCUAAUAUACUUUGACUGUGGGAAUCUUCUGGCUGAUAGCUGGUUGAAGUGGGUCUCCUAGAAGGUUUCUUUAAGAGAGGCUUCGUUACUCACUGCAUUCACAAGAGAAUGAAAUUUCAGUGCUGAAAGGAAACCUCUAUUUUUAGGGUCUGCAGGAGGGAAGAGAAGGCAAUAUCAAAUUAAAUAUCCUUGUAGAGACCUUA